Molecule: messenger RNA, 2686 nt
Organism: Urocitellus parryii (Arctic ground squirrel)
Lineage: Eukaryota; Metazoa; Chordata; Mammalia; Rodentia; Sciuridae
Gene: Wars1
Product: tryptophanyl-tRNA synthetase 1
Biological process (GO): tryptophanyl-tRNA aminoacylation
Cellular component (GO): cytoplasm
Molecular function (GO): tryptophan-tRNA ligase activity; ATP binding
Source: RefSeq, a predicted model, not a curated record
AUUCCAGCCGGACUGCGUUUCCACGGACGCGCAGGAAACCACCCGUGGUUGAGCCGGUUGCGCUGACGGGCCCGGCUGGGCCGGGGCAUUCUCCGCUGCUGGACUGCCUGGUGUGACCGGUGGCCACCUCUGCAGUUUGUCCCACAGCCUGGUGUUGUCUCCACUGCUGGAGUCCUCUGACCCCGCUGGCCAGCUCUGAACCUCAAGCCUAAAAGAUGGCAGACGGGCCCAACGGGGAGCCCUGUGCCUCUCCACUGGACCUGUUCAAUAGCAUAGCUGCUCAAGGCGAGCUUGUGAGGACCCUCAAAGCUGAAAAGGCAUCAAAAGAUGAAAUUGAUUCUGCAGUAAAGAUGUUAUUAUCAUUGAAGAUGAGCUACAAAGCUGCCAUGGGCGAGGAUUACAAAGCUGACUGCCCCCCUAGGAACGCAACACCUGAGAGUAAUAGUGGCCCAGAUGCCACAGAAGCCAGCGAGGAUUUUGUGGACCCUUGGACAGUACGGACAAGCAGUGCAAAAGGCAUUGACUAUGACAAGCUCAUUGUUCAAUUUGGAAGCAGUAAAAUUGACAAAGAGCUGAUAAACCGAAUAGAGAGAGCCACCGGCCAAAGACCUCACCGCUUCCUACGCAGAGGCAUCUUCUUCUCACACAGAGAUAUGAAUCAAGUUCUCGAUGCCUAUGAAAAUAAGAAGCCGUUUUAUCUGUACACAGGCAGGGGCCCCUCUUCUGAAGCAAUGCAUGUAGGUCAUCUCAUCCCAUUUAUUUUCACCAAGUGGCUGCAGGAUGUGUUCAACGUGCCYUUGGUGGUCCAGAUGUCUGACGACGAGAAGUACCUAUGGAAGGACCUGAGCCUGGACCAGGCCUACUCCUACACCAUAGAGAACGCCAAGGACAUCAUUGCCUGCGGCUUUGACAUCAACAAGACCUUUAUCUUCUCCGACCUUGAAUACAUGGGGAUGAGCUCAGGCUUCUACAAGAAUGUGGUGAAGAUUCAGAAGCACGUCACCUUCAACCAAGUGAAGGGUAUUUUCGGCUUCACUGACAGUGACUGCAUUGGGAAGAUCAGCUUUCCCGCCAUCCAGGCCGCUCCCUCCUUCAGCAACUCAUUCCCGCAGAUCUUCCGAGACAAGACGGACAUCCAGUGCCUCAUCCCGUGUGCCAUUGACCAGGACCCCUACUUCAGGAUGACGAGGGACGUGGCCCCGCGAAUCGGCUAUCCCAAACCAGCCCUGCUGCACUCGACCUUCUUCCCUGCCCUGCAGGGCGCGCAGACCAAGAUGAGCGCCAGCGACCCCAACUCCUCCAUCUUCCUCACAGACACGGCUAAGCAGAUCAAGACCAAGGUCAACAAGCAUGCAUUUUCUGGAGGGAGAGACACUGUGGAGGAGCACAGGCAGUUUGGGGGCAACUGUGAUGUGGAUGUGUCCUUCAUGUACCUGACCUUCUUCCUGGAGGAUGAUGACAGGCUGGAGCAGAUCAGGAAGGAUUACUCCAGCGGGGCCAUGCUCACCGGGGAGCUUAAGAAGGCUCUCAUAGAUGUCCUGCAGCCCCUGAUCGCGGAGCACCAGGCCCGGCGCAAGGAGGUCACUGACGAGAUGGUGAAAGAGUUCAUGACUCCUCGGCAGCUGUCCUUCCACUUUCAGUAACACUCGUUUUCUGUGUGCAUAGAGACGUGUAAUCAGUAAUCCCACUCUGAUCCAAUCACCACCACCUGUAGGCUUCUGUCACGUGGUAAUUCCUGGGCCUGGUGUCCUACGCCCUGUGUGUUUUAGGUGCUGUCUCUCCCUGUGGAGCUUGUCCUUUCUGUUUCUUGUGGGCAAAAUGCGAGUGAUUGGGUGCUGCUAACUCUGCGUGGUCAGAUAGACACCCAGCUGUGAGUCUCUCCCACGUGAACCUCAGUCUGUGGAACUUCUGGCUGGAAGGCCUGACCAGCCAGUCCAGGCCCACAGAGGAAGUCCAUCUGAGAGCAGCCUAGGAUCCACAUAUACUCCCCAGAUCUCUUUGAUUUUAAAAAGCUGUGCUUUCUGUAUGCACAUAUGGAACCAAMAUGUCAUUAUUAUAAAAAUUAAAAGGGCUGGAGGUGGAGCUCAGUGGCAGACCACUUUGCUUAGCACACACGAGGCCCUGGGUUCCAUCCCCAGUACCACAGAAAAGAAAGAAAUCACUUGCUCUAAAGCUUGGCAUUGGCUGUGGACAGCAUGCCGAGGUGGUGGGUGCAACCCCAGCUGGCUUACUAAACUCCAGACCACGCACGUCGUCCACUCCAGGAAUCACGCUCAUUGCCCUCAACAUAGUAAUUUUCCACCAAAUAACCCGCACUCCAUCCUACAGAAUCCAGUGGCGCUUCAUCCUGACUGUGAGAUGCUAAGGACAGUCUGUUGCCUUUGCAGAUCCUUUUGUUUUGACACUUGACUGAAGUGGAAGUCAGCACAGAGCAGUGCCCUGGCCAGGUCUCGGCCUAUGGAUGUAGCUAGAAAGAAAAUCGCCACCAUGGCCCUCCAGGCCCUGGGUGUUUGACCUUUAGGUGGGCCAYGUUCAGUCUCCUACCAUGUGCAGUCUGACCAAGCAGAACCCAUGUCUCAGGGAAGCCCCUGGUUGAAGGAUCUGUCCUCUCUGAAGGAGCAGGGUCCACUCUUGAGUGCUCUGCCCUUGUACCACCUAUGGGUGAAAUAAACCUCCUUUGCUCCUG